This is a messenger RNA of Saprolegnia diclina VS20, 1471 nucleotides long. RefSeq lists its product as hypothetical. Lineage: Eukaryota; Oomycota; Saprolegniomycetes; Saprolegniales; Saprolegniaceae. The record is from RefSeq and is a predicted model, not a curated record. Gene Ontology annotation, molecular function: cysteine-type endopeptidase activity. Gene Ontology annotation, cellular component: lysosome. The transcript has 2 exons. Bases 78 to 1379 code for a protein of 433 amino acids.
CCACGUCCCUUGAACGGAAUCGUACUUGAAGUGCGCCCACCGCGCCACGCAAGGAGUCUCAUACUCGGAUUUGCAGCAUGGUGGCGUGGCGAGCUCUGGCGAUCGCGGUCCUCUUGGGCGUUGCCGCAGCCAAGAAGUCGGACUGCAACAAGUGCCACCGCACGUGGAAGCACCGAUCGGCGGCCAAGCACCACGCGUGGACGCGCGACGAGCAGGAGCUGGCGCUGCUGCCAAAGCACUUUGACUGGUGCGAGCAAGGCAUGUGCACCACGUCGUGGAACCAGCACAUUCCGCAGUACUGCGGGUCGUGCUUUGCGCACGGGUCGCUCUCGAGCGCCAACGACCGCAUCAAGAUCAUGAACCACAAGCUCGGUCUCCGCGGCCCCGACGUCAUGCUCGGGCGCCAGAGCUUCCUCAACUGCGCGCCAGGCCACGGCCUCUCGGACGGCUGCGGCGGCGGCGAGCCCGCGGACGUGUACGAGUUCAUGCGCGUGUAUGGCCUUCCGGACGAGACGUGUCUUCCGUACAAUGCGACCGACCACACCAAGUACACCAACGGCACGUGCCCACCCGAGGGCUAUUGCAUGAACUGCAUGUACACGCCCGAGAGCCCGGCUGUCGCCGUGUGUUUUCCAGUCACCAAGAUGGUCCGGUACCGUGCCAAGGAAUACGGGCGCCUGGAAGGCGAGGUAGCGAUGAUCAAGGAGCUCCAGAAGGGCCCGAUCACGUGCGGGAUCGCCGUGAGCUCCGGGUUCAAGUACGACUACGCGGCCGGCAUCUUCAACGACACGACCGGCUUUAUGGACAUUGACCACGACGUCGAGAUUGUCGGCUACGGCGAAGAGCACGGCGUCAAGUUUUGGAACGUGCGCAACUCGUGGGGUACCUACUGGGGCGAGAACGGCUUCUUCAAGAUCGUCCGCGGCAGCAACAACCUCGCAAUCGAGUCCGACUGCCACUACAUGGUGCCCGACAUCAGCGACGAAGAGCUCAUUUGGACCAAGAAGCCCGCGUACGGCGGCUCGAUCUACGGUCUCGUGCCCUUCAACGACGCGCGCUCCAAGAGACACCCGGUCACCGACACGUCCGAGAUCACGGAAGCGAACGCGACGCAGCUCACGUCCCACGAGAAACCCGCGCACACGACUGCGCACCGCACGCCCCACCCCGACGACAUUGUACCGCCCAAGCAAAAGGACGGUCUCCGGAAAGCAGAGGCCAAUCUCAUGGCGGUGGAGCCCCCGCCGUCGGUGUCGCUGGACAGCUACUCGCCCGCGCAGCUGGGGCUCGCCUUUCUCGGCGUCGGUUGCAUCGGCUUUGUCGCGAGUAUGGUCGCCGCCACCAAGCUUCGCCAAGCGCGGUACCAGAUCAUCGAGUAGAGAGACCGUGUAAACAUCCCAACGAAGCUCGCAUGAGCGUAGAUGUAAUUACGUAAUACCGGUUCCUAGUUGGCUACUAGGGCAAAGUGGCA